Schistosoma curassoni is the source of this 690-nucleotide messenger RNA. Lineage: Eukaryota; Metazoa; Platyhelminthes; Trematoda; Strigeidida; Schistosomatidae. The record is from the annotation of a GenBank genome assembly.
AUGAAAUAUAUUGUUAGCCGGGUUUUAAGGGAUAUGAAAGAUGCGCCUGACACUGAAAAUUUGAGUUCAUGGGGCUAUCAACCUGCUGUAUGGUAUGGUGGGUGUGAUAGCCUUGAUAGUGUAGGUUUCGACAUCCCUGUAGACUCCUAUAAGCUGGGGUUUAAAUUCGGAGUUCUAGGUAUAAACGAACUUGAACGUCUUAGUGUUACUUCAGUUAUCUUUUGUAUGCAAUUAUUCAGUAAAAUCCCACGUGUUAACGCAAGUUUCUUUUUCAGAAUGUCUACGAAAAAGUCAGACGAAGAGUGGAAAUGUGUUUUGAACGCCGAACAGUAUCGAGUGGCUCGUCUUAAAGGCACAGAAGCACCGUUCACCGGUGAAUAUUACCAUAAUAAAGAAAAGGGUGAAUACCUUUGUGUAUGUUGCGGAUCAAAACUUUUUGACUCAUCUGCAAAGUUCGACAGUGGGUCAGGUUGGCCAUCAUUUUAUCAAGUUUAUGGAUCAAACGGGCGAGACGAUUCGCAAACAAAUGUUACUAGAACAGAAGAUAAUUCACUGGACUCGACGAGAAUAGAAAUCUCAUGUAAACAGUGUGGCGCUCAUCUAGGCCAUGUGUUCGAAGAUGGACCUAAACCAACCGGUUUACGUUAUUGUGUAAACAGUGCAUCUUUGUCAUUUAGAAAAUCAGAAUAA